AUGUCGCAGUCUCCAACUACUUCUCAGCCAUCAGUACCACGAUCACCAACACGGCAACGCCCGUCUACAGGGUUACAGCACCCGGUCUCAUCGUGGCCACUGGAUAAUUCAUGGGCAUCGACGACACCACAGCGAUCAGGAGCAUCACAAUCUUCGGCUCUAGCGCGUCGACCCGCACCAUCUCAGCCUCCAGUAACCAGGUCUCCGACAUCAUCCCGCCCCCCUUCAUCUCAACCAUCGACUUCGGAGCCCCCGCUCCAUGCCCCAACAGCGCAAGAGCGGCCCGCAGCGCAAGUAGUAAUGUCUCCUGGACCUGCUGUGUCUAACAGCGAACAGCCAAACAACGCACGGCCGACUUCGCAGACAUCGCAGAUCCUGGCACCUCCCCGCCCCUCACCGGUAGGGAAUCCCCCGCCAGAAGAUGCUCAGACACGCUCUGAAGUCUUGAGACAUCCUCAUGCAGCUCAGCCCAAAGCAUCUUCACAGGCCUUGGUCAACAGUCUCCAACCUAGCGAACCUCCACAUGCGACAAAGCCCAAGGCAUCAUCCAACCCUUCAGUUGAUAUUGUUUUGCUCAACCAUCAAGCAGUCAGUGAAGCGCGGUCACAGCCCAUGACAUCUGGACAGCAAGCAGCGACGAACAGUCCUACACAAAUGCCAGAAGCUCAUCAAAGACAUUCAGAAACGCCGCCCGUUACGUCUCCUGCCAGACCUGAAGUUCCAGCUCCGCGCCGCCCGCUCCCUCGGGAGAGACCGUCACCUAGACCGCCAGCUUCACCAGCAAAGAGCUACGGAACCCCCCAGGCCAUGCCGUCACAAAACCAGGCUCUCAGUGCUACUUCCCAACAUCCCUCUUUUGCCGAGAACACUCCAGCAGCUCAGCCAGAGCGACCAGAACAGAUACUCUUUCGUCAGCCACCUGCCAGAUAUGUUUCUCGACCUACUUCCCCGGCAACCCAAAACUCACCCCGCUUGCCGCCUAUGGUUGUUCCCGAGCCCGCUUCGCAACUGGAUGGACACUAUCUCCCCAAUACCAUGUUAGCGCAACAACAGGCUGCCUUUUCGAUGUGUCGACCUGGUUCUGCUGGACGUACUGGGCCACAGCCAGUGCCUUCUCCUAGUCACGCCGUGGCGGAAGCCCACCGACCUGGUUCUGCAUCCCAAGGGCACAUUGGAUCACAGGCUAUGCCUUCUCCUCAAUCACAGCCAAUGCAUUCUCCUCAUCAAGCAGCGACCGGAAUUCAGCCAUCACAGUCUGGUUUUCAAGGGCAUCCUGCUUCACAGCUGAUGCACUCUCCUCGACAAGUUCCUAGGGAAAUCCCUCACCCUGCUUCAGCCUAUCAAGGGCAUCCAAAUCAUCGUCCUGUUUCAUCACCGCGGGGUCCCUAUGCUGUUCCAGUGCGGCCGCCGGGACCGCCUCACCAUUCUUUCAGUCACUUUUCGCAUCAAAGCCAUGAGAUGCAGGGACAGGGCUAUAUUCCCCAGCGUCAUUGUCCACCAACAGGGACCGCCUCACCGCAAUUUCCGGGAAUAGAAAACCAAUUGCCACCCAUACGGUUAUCAAACAUCUCUCGUCCUCGAUCUGGAGCCCAGACAGCUCCAAACAUGAUCUCACCGCCGCAGACCGCCGUGGGGGGCCUUCCAGGACAUUAUAUGGGACAUCAACAGCCUGCGCCGCAUAUCAUGCAAUCGCCGCGCCUAUCUGCGGCCGAAAUCUCUCGACCGCGCACGACAAGCAACAUGAACCCUCCCCUUUCCACGAUGUCACCAAUCCUAGGACACACAGAACCGCGUAGGCCAAACUCAAGCUACGCCCAAAGUAUACCUUUUCACGCACCCUUGCCCACAAUGCUGCCAACUUAUUCGAACACAAGCUACCAGUCCUCGGCACCAUCUGCACAUCAAUACGCCCAACCUAACCCUUCUCAAGCUCACUCUCGAAGACAUUCCGAAAGCGCUUGCCAACCCCAACUACAGCAGUAUGCACUCGCAGGCAGCCCGCAGAUAUCAAACUCUACACCAAGGUCCUAUCAGCCGCCUGAGCUCGAUCAGGGUCUGAGACGUAAUCCGGCUCUGGACCCCUUCCUCCCUGAGCUCUCUCCCAAUGUUCGUAAGGCAUUUCUGGAGCAAGUUCGAACAGACAGACCUGAUAUUAUUCCCAGCGAUUUUCUCAACAUCGAAAACAGAUAUCGAUGCCCUUUUUGCAAAGAAACGACUCUGGAACCAACAGAGUUUAUCGAUCACCUCAAGAUGAGCUGUCCAAUGCUGAAGGAGAAGUAUAAGCAGGACAAGCAUGAGAAUGUCUUUGAAGCGAAUCGAACCAAGCGAGCCAAGCAAACUAAGAGAAAGAGUCAGACUGCCCAGGCAAAGAAGAAUGCUCGAGUUCGUAGUUGA
Molecule: messenger RNA, 2394 nt
Organism: Fusarium redolens
Lineage: Eukaryota; Fungi; Ascomycota; Sordariomycetes; Hypocreales; Nectriaceae
Exons: 2
Coding region: 1-2394 (797 amino acids)
Source: RefSeq, a predicted model, not a curated record